Molecule: messenger RNA, 1942 nt
Organism: Corylus avellana
Lineage: Eukaryota; Viridiplantae; Streptophyta; Magnoliopsida; Fagales; Betulaceae
Product: triose phosphate/phosphate translocator, chloroplastic
Biological process (GO): transmembrane transport
Cellular component (GO): membrane
Molecular function (GO): transmembrane transporter activity
Source: RefSeq, a predicted model, not a curated record
UAUAAGACAAAAGAAUCAAAAACACACACACUCUCUCUCAUUAUUGAAGUCCAUGAGCUCAUGGUCACUCUUUCCAAGAACUCCCAUCAAGCCAUUUGAUAAUUCCGGUGCUUUUGGUAGAUUUCUGUUGUAAACUGAAGCUUUUUUUUGGGUUUUAUCCUCUUCCCGUAUGUUCAUCAAUGUUCAACCAGAGUCACUCCUUUCUCUAGUUUUCCGAACCAAAAUCCAUAGUUUUCAGUAGAUCUUUGUGUUGUCAGAAAGUGGAAAGAAAGAAAACCCACUAAGAAUUCAGGCCCUCCAAGCAUUUUGCUUACCAAAUGGCUUCAAUUACCAACCCAUUUCAAUCUUCAAUCCAAACUUCUUCACGAUUCUCUUCACUAUACUUAUCACCCAACAGAGCUACAGCAUGUCAUCUUGUGCUCAAGACUCGGUCACUGACUACUAAAGCCACGCGCUUGGCGUUUUCUCCGUUGUCGGAGAGCCGGGGACCUCCAACACCUGUCGAACUUUCUGGCAAGGCCUUGAGGUUUUCCGGUUGGAGUCAACUGUUGAGGCGACGUGGCUCUGUUGAAUUUCCGGUCGUGGCAGCUGCGGCCGCGGAUGCUGAUGGGUAUGCGAAGCCUUCUAAGAGCUUUUCUGAGAAAUUUCCUGUGCUGGUUACCGGUUUCUUCUUCUUUAUGUGGUACUUCUUAAAUGUCAUCUUCAAUAUACUCAACAAGAAAGUCUAUAAUUAUUUCCCAUAUCCAUACUUUGUUUCUGUUGUACAUCUCCUAGUUGGAGUGGUGUAUUGUCUUGUUUCUUGGGCUAUUGGUCUACCAAAACGUGCUCCAAUUAAUAAGGAGCUCUUGGCACUACUAACUCCUGUUGCAUUCUGUCAUGCCCUUGGACAUGUCAUGUCCAAUGUAUCAUUUGCAGCUGUUGCCGUAUCUUUCACACACACUAUUAAAGCUCUGGAGCCAUUCUUCAAUGCUGCUGCUUCUCAGUUUAUUUUAGGCCAUCAAAUUCCCUUGUCCCUGUGGCUCUCGUUGGCCCCUGUUGUUUUUGGUGUAUCAAUGGCAUCAUUAACUGAACUUUCUUUCAACUGGACUGGUUUCAUCAGUGCAAUGAUUUCCAACAUAGCUUUUACCUACAGGAGCAUCUAUUCAAAGAAAGCAAUGACAGGAAUGGACAGCACAAAUGUGUAUGCUUAUAUUUCAAUAAUUGCUCUCUUGGUUUGCAUCCCACCAGCAAUAAUUAUUGAAGGGCCCCAACUGAUGCAAUAUGGUUUUAAGGAUGCUAUUGCCAAAGUGGGUCUAUAUAAAUUCUUGUCAGAUCUGUUCUGGAUUGGCAUGUUUUAUCACCUGUACAACCAGAUUGCUACUAACACCUUAGAACGGGUUGCACCACUUACACAUGCUGUUGGAAAUGUAUUGAAGAGAGUUUUUGUCAUCGGGUUCUCUAUUAUUGUAUUCGGCAAUAGGAUAUCCACACAAACUGGGAUUGGUACUGUUAUCGCAAUUGCGGGUGUAGCCAUGUACUCCCUAAUAAAGGCAAACAUAGAAGAGGAAAAACGGAAGGCUGCUGCAACUCCAACAUCAUAGGGGUGUGCUGUUGGGUUGACUAAGCAAACCCUGUAUAUUAAUGAGGGUAGUGAGGAAAUCCAUAUGAAGUUGUUGAGUGAGAUCUUCAGAGCCAGAUUUUACAGAGCUGGUGCUGCUGUUUAAAUUGGAUGCUUCAACUUUUCAACCUUUUGGUGGCUGCUUCCAUUAAAAUAACAGCUCUGAGAAAUGGUGAACAGAAUAAUAAGAUCAGCGCAGAAGUUUGAUCACAAAUUCUACAAACUCAUUUUGUAUUUUUAACAUAUUUGCAUUAUUUCAAUGUUGUAACAUUGCAAUUUUAUCAGAUGGUCUUGGAAGAGACUGAUGCACUUUUGUCACAUAAAAGCUUCUUCAAUUUGGUCUUA